GGGAGCAGUACCCCAGCCACCCCCCUUCUCUUCCUCAUAAGAAGAAACUGCUAUUCUUCAUUUUUUUUUUUUUCCUUUUCUUCUCCUUCUUCUCUCGAGCAAAGGAGAGUUAUCAUACCGUAGUUUCAAUCUUUAUCAUAAAAUUUCUGUUGUCGAAUCGAAAAUUUUUUACGAAUCGUCAGCAGAGGAGAACGAAUCUUGAGGUGAAAGAUGGCGAAGCAGAACGUAAUGGUGACGGAGGAGAUGGCCAUCACGGCGGCGGCGGGGAAGGUGCCGAACGCGACGUCCACCCACUUUUCGUUCCCGCCGCCGCGUGGGAACAGUGGGAGUGUUAAUUUUGCCAAUUAUAAGAAAAUUCUAACCCAGCUUGACCUCAACGGUAGCGGUGGAAGGAUCAAUGCAUGGGUCGACUCGAUGAAGGCGUCGUCUCCGACCCAUAUCAAAUCGAGUUCUCUGCUCGUGUCUCCGAUUGCGGCCUCCCAUGAUGACGAGGAGUAUGAGAAUUCGAUGAAACAACAACCGUCGGCGUUAAAAAUGUUCGACGAGAUAACGGCGGCAUCGAAGGGCAAGCAGAUCGUGAUGUUCCUCGACUACGACGGAACCUUGUCUCCGAUCGUCGAUGACCCUGACCGUGCCUUCAUGUCUGAAAACAUGAGAUCAGCUGUUAGGGAAGUGGCAAGGCGUUUCCCAACUGCUAUUGUGAGCGGGAGGUGCAGAGAUAAGGUGUACAACUUCGUACAAUUAGCAGAGUUGUACUACGCCGGGAGCCAUGGCAUGGACAUCGAAGGACCUGCCAAACAGCCCAAGUACACAAAAGCUAAGGCCAAAGCAGUUCUCUUUCAACCCGCUAGUGAGUUCCUACCCAUGAUAGAUGCGGUUUAUAAAGCAUUGGUCACGAAAACUGAAUCCACACCUGGGGCUAGGGUGGAGAACAACAAGUUCUGUGCAUCAGUUCACUACCGGUGUGUCGACGAGAAGAAAUGGGGUGCACUAGCCGAGCAAGUCAGAUCAGUGCUCAAGGACUACCCUAAACUCCGGCUCACCCAAGGAAGAAAGGUGUUGGAGAUUCGUCCUACUAUUAAAUGGGACAAGGGGAAGGCCCUUGAGUUUCUACUAGACUCUCUUGGAUUUGCCGACUGUAACGACGUGCUGCCAAUAUAUAUUGGAGAUGAUCGAACCGAUGAAGAUGCUUUCAAGGUAUUGCGUGAUAGAGGACAGGGUAUAGGCAUUCUUGUCUCCAAAUUUCCAAAGGAAACCAGUGCCUCCUAUUCUCUCAGUGAGCCUGCCGAGGUCAUGGACUUUUUACAUCACCUGGCGGACUGGAAGUGUCGACUCUCCCUAAAGGAACGUGCGAGAUCAGUGUAACUAAGAAUGUAAUCCAUCAUUCCCAUGAAACUUCUCGGCUGGAUUGGGAGCUGUGUUCUUUCUGGAGGAGUCGUAUAAAUUAUGAUGUGUCUCUUUUCUUCUUGUAACCAUUUUAUCUUUUUCCUACUUUUUCAAACUUGGCCGGCUUGGAAGCAUAUCGAAUUGUCUUUCUUGCCCAGUCUUGUAAACAAUUUUAUGUACAAUGAAAGCAUAUCAAAUUGUCUUUUUCCAUA
Messenger RNA from Elaeis guineensis (African oil palm), 1598 nucleotides. RefSeq names its product probable trehalose-phosphate phosphatase 6. Gene Ontology annotation, molecular function: trehalose-phosphatase activity. NCBI's taxonomy places the organism in Eukaryota, Viridiplantae, Streptophyta, Magnoliopsida, Arecales, Arecaceae. Gene Ontology annotation, biological process: trehalose biosynthetic process. The record is from RefSeq and is a predicted model, not a curated record.